Messenger RNA from Hypoxylon fragiforme, 1445 nucleotides. RefSeq lists its product as uncharacterized. The record is from RefSeq and is a predicted model, not a curated record. The coding region runs from base 336 to 1121 and encodes 261 amino acids. Lineage: Eukaryota; Fungi; Ascomycota; Sordariomycetes; Xylariales; Hypoxylaceae. The transcript has a single exon.
AUCUACGCCGUAAUCAGCUAUCUUGCCAUUGGUCCAAAUACCCAAGUCGCAAGCAAAACCUCCGUCAUCUCUCUUUUUACAAGGGAGAGUGAUCACGAAUCCGAAUAAAUGCAACGAUAAUACUUACUGCACACCCCGCGCGACAAUCCCCCGCAUUUGAUUGAUAGAUAGAGAAAGCGAGAGAGAGCAUUGACCUUACCUUCUUCUUUAUUCUAUUUCAUCACCAACCAUCUCUCAAACUAUCCGUUUCACUCAUUACUACGAAAGAAGCCUAUUCGAUUAUCAAUACCUCCAACCUUCCUUCCAACGAACAAAACUUAUUUAUAUCUACCAAGAUGGGUUGGAUGUGGUCAUCGCCCUCGCCGCCCCCUCCCUCAAAGGGCCCCAAUAGCAGUAGCAACAACAACAACAAUAACAACAGCAAUAAUAACGGUAACAACACAAAGGAAGAAGGCAACAAACCCACACAACCACCAAAGCCAAAGCAAGCGGACUCCGACUAUGGCGACCCAGAACUAGCCAAGUUCAUCGCCCAGAUCCAAGAAGAAUUCGGCGGAGGUGGUAAUAGCAGCAACUCCUCCUCUAAGCCAUCUCAACCAAGCUCCACCACCACCACCACCACCACCUCCUUCUCCUCCUCCAACCCCCCUCCCACAACCACAACCACCCCCCAAAGCCAACCCCCCUCCCACCUCGACCCCAUCUCCGAAUCCCUCCUCCCCACCAGCAUGUCCUGCCGCGAAGCCUUCGACGCCGCCUACCACUGCAACUCCCUCGGCGGGCAGUGGCUCUCCCUCUACCGCGCCGGCGGCAUGCGCUCGUGCUCCGAAAAGUGGGACGACUUCUGGUUCUGCAUGCGCGCGCGCGCGUACUCCGGCCCGCAGAAGACCGAGGCCAUCCGCGCCCACUACCGCGCGCGCGAGUGGGCCAAAUACCACGCCCCCGGAAAGCCGUCCAGCACUGACAUCUGGGAGGCGCGCGAGGAGCUGGUCGAGCCCGGGUCGGCGUUCACCGAGCCGCUCUACACGCCUGAUGUUCCCGAUGAGGAGUGGCGCGUGAUGGAGAUUGAGAGGCGGAGGAGGAUCCAGGAGAUGCUUAGGGAGCACCAGGAGAAGGUGUAGGCAUCGUAAGCACAGGUAUGGACGUGGCCAUGAUCAUAAUCAUGAUGGUCAUGGUGGUGGUGGUGGUGGUGGUAGAGAUUGUAUGUUUAAGCGUAACGAAUGCAGAUUGUGUAGAAAUUAUAUAUGUUUUUUAUAACUACGUAAGUACUUAUAGGUAUUGGGCAUGGAUGGAUGGACGGAUAAAUAUAAUCAAUAUAUCAAUCAAGAUGGAUGAGCAGACUUCUCUUUGUGUAUUACUUACUCGUUAAUGAUGACCUAGCUAUUUUAUCUAUAUAGGUCUGCUAUGCAGUACCUAAAGAACUUAGCUUCAAGUUCCUACGAAAA